CUACAGAUCACGGUCCACGCCGUCACUUCUGUAGACGCCGAAGACGUACUUGUCCUUUCUGAUAACAAACACGAGACCCCCCCACCCCACUGAGUCCAGGUCGUCAUAGUUGGUGCCCUGCACAGAGUCCCACAGGUCGCCCCAUUCAGUGCCGUGAACAGACGUCCUACACACACACACACACACACACACAAGACACACACACAGACACAGAGCCAUCUGUCAGCUGUUGGCGUCACGGCAUGAGAUGUGUCUGUCUACCGGAAGAGUGUGGUGAGUUCUGUGGUGUCAUUGCCCAGCAGGCCGAGCAGCCCCUCGUACUCCGACGCAGACAGCGAUGUGCCCUUCGGCGCGGACACCCGCUGCACGUGUAGCACCUCCAUCUCAUCCGCAUGGAAGAAGUCCGACCCGCCCAGAUAAGCAGGAUCGCCAUUGCUAUCCCCCUCCCCCUCCCCCGUGUAGCCCUCAGGCAGAUAGUGGCCCAAGGUGUACUGAUGGCAGCUGCGGAUGUCGGCUGCCGGCCGGUCACUGCCCUCGUCCUUACCCAAAUACAGCCGCCCACCGAUGACCACAUUCGCACCCCACACACUCCCCUCCCUCCCCGCCACACGCACAUUCUGCUCCGCUCGGAUGAUGUCGACCUUGGUCGGCUUGCCGAAGUGACCCGCCAAUGAGAAAUGCCACAGAUCACAGUCGUACCAGUGCCAGUCGGUCGGGUCGUCGGGUAAGAAGGCCGCAACAAGUACCAGUAUCCAGACCGCAAUUGAUGUACGCGCCGAAGACGUACGGACAUCAAACACAUACAAAUACUUGUCCUUCCUAAUAACAAACACGAGAGGCAUUGCAUCGCCCACAUUGUCCAGCAUAUCGCCGUAGGUGGUGCCAUGCACAGACGUCCUACACACAGACACACACACACACACAGAAUCUGCCCAUCAGCUGUCACAUGACCCAUCCCAGCACUGUUGGCAUGAUGCGUGUCUACCGGUAGAGUGUGGUGAGGUCUGUGGUGUCAUUGACCAGCAGGCCGAGCAGCGCAUCAGACUCCGACGCAGACAGCGAUGUGCCCUUCGGCGGUGAGGCCUCCUGCACGCGACGCAAGUGGAUCUAAACACACGAGUCAUCCUCUCACACAUCAAAUGAAAUGAAUGGAUUGAUCGUGUUACCUGUUGGGCGGGCCUUGCCUCAACAGACGUUGCCACGCAGAGGAUCAGCAGGACAGUCACUGCCCGAAUCGCCAUGAAGUGAACUGGACGAUAGCAGUCAACAAGUCUUCUUAUUGAUUUCUAAGGUAGCAGAUGAACAAAGGCAGCGUCUGAAGUCAACAAGAAGACAGGAAGACAAGGCAGACAGACAGGGGGAGAGACCAGGCGAGGAGGGAGGGCUCUCUCUCUGUCGGGGUCUGAUCGAGGCUGCCGCUUCCAGAUUUCGAGUGGGUAAACCUUGGAGUGGUUGUGAUACGCUCGGCGGGCUCCGCUCCCACGGGGUCGCGCCGACUGCACGUCGUC
Molecule: messenger RNA, 1508 nt
Organism: Vitrella brassicaformis
Lineage: Eukaryota; Vitrellaceae
Source: the annotation of a GenBank genome assembly